This is a messenger RNA of Scophthalmus maximus (turbot), 1412 nucleotides long. RefSeq names its product TAF11 RNA polymerase II, TATA box binding protein (TBP)-associated factor (gene taf11). Gene Ontology annotation, molecular function: protein heterodimerization activity; transcription coactivator activity. The coding region runs from base 331 to 975 and encodes 214 amino acids. The transcript is spliced from 6 exons. NCBI's taxonomy places the organism in Eukaryota, Metazoa, Chordata, Actinopteri, Pleuronectiformes, Scophthalmidae. Gene Ontology annotation, cellular component: nucleus; transcription factor TFIID complex. The record is from RefSeq and is a predicted model, not a curated record. Gene Ontology annotation, biological process: RNA polymerase II preinitiation complex assembly; transcription initiation at RNA polymerase II promoter.
AGUUUGUUCAAAAACGGAACCGGAAAUGCAGUCAACAGGCUAUUAAACGUUAGCAUUUCUUCUCUACUAUCACAACACUCUUCACAGGCUCAGCGGUUUGAUUUGAAGUGAAGUGAAUUCACACUGAUCGCGAAGGGUUCGUGUCCGUGUACAUGAAUAUACGUCUGUUUGUGUAUUUGUGUGUUUUUUGAGCGAGAGACAUUAAUGCGUUACGUGUUAGCCGCUUCGCUAACUAGCGUCAGUUGCUGAGCUAACGUUAGCUUAGCUCAACCGUUAGCUUUGGCUGUCGACUGACUCCUACUUUGUUGAUCAGUCAGUCACUGGGUGAUCAUGGCUGACCCCGCAAGGAUCAAAGUUGGUGAUUCAUCCGAGAGGACGAACUCUGCCGCAGAGCAGCAGAACCCUAAACCCUCUGAGGCUGAUCCAGCGAAGACCCCUCACCACCAGUCCAGUCACCACCAGUCCACCGGUGAAAACAAGGACGCGUCCUCCUCGCAGGAUCAGUCAAAACAGGACGAGGCGAAAUCUGAAUCAGCAGCUGGAGAAGACGAGGAGGAAGGAACCUCGGGCCAACCUGACUCCAAACGGCUGAAGGUGGAACCAGAGAAGAAGAAGGAGAAGCGCCACAAAGUGGACGAGGACGAAAUUCAGAAGAUGCAGGUUCUGGUGUCGUCCUUCUCCGAGGAGCAGCUGAAUCGCUACGAGAUGUACCGACGCUCCGCCUUCCCCAAGGCUGCCAUCAAGAGGCUGAUCCAGUCCAUAACCGGGUCGUCCGUGUCUCAGAACGUGGUCAUUGCCAUGUCGGGUAUUUCAAAGGUGUUUGCGGGGGAGAUAGUUGAGGAAGCGCUGGAUGUGUGUGAGAAGUGGGGGGAGACGCCCCCUCUUCAGCCCAAACACAUGAGGGAAGCCGUGCGCAGGUUGAAGAGCCGCGAUCAGAUUCCCAACACCAAGCACAAGAACAUUCUCUUCCACUGAUGUUUCAGUGUGUGUGAGUGAGGAUGAUGAUGACGAUGAUGACGAUGAUGAUGACGACGACGGUGCCGUCACCAUGAAACCUUUGUGACCCACAGACUGAUUCUUCUCUCGCUGCCCGACCGAGCUGUAGAACCGGUCGACCCGUCGUUCACCUCAGUAAAAAUGAUAUUCAUGUAUUAUGGUUGUAAAUAGUUUUGUACCUGGAAAAUCUGAAUUGUGUUUUUGUUCUUGUGCCUGUUGUUUUCGAGGAAGGAUGUCAUGGUUUUUGGAAGUUUAAUGAUAAUGGAGCUUUUUCUUCCCGGAUUUGACAGGAAAUUAAUUUCAUUUUCAGGUUUUAUUUUGAAAUCUGUCAAAAAAACUGACUCACGAGUAAAAUAACCUUGAUUUGUCUUUUAAGAAUAUUGCAUUUCCUAUUAAAUCUCAAAAGGCACAAGUGA